AUGAAGAAAAUUAAGAAUUAUGAAAGAGGCUUGAACUUACAAAACAAAUCCUUUUAGAAACAUUGUAACACUAAAUACAUAGAUAUGCAAAAUUAAGUGAUCAUAUGA
Molecule: messenger RNA, 108 nt
Organism: Paramecium sonneborni
Lineage: Eukaryota; Ciliophora; Oligohymenophorea; Peniculida; Parameciidae
Source: the annotation of a GenBank genome assembly